CCGAGAACCGAAUGUGUCUAUCCUUUUCUUAGCCGCACUCCAAUGGAUCGUGUUCACUAUGUUCGGGCAAGGAAAGGACUUAGACACGAUGAAAGAAAUAAUUAGAAACAGGAAAUUAAACAUAAGGAAUUAAGAAAAAGUCAGAGGCAGGCAAUGCGAAUGUUUCGUCUUACUCUUUUUAAAAUUCCUUGCGUUCAAUUCCCUGUCCCUUAUCCCUUUCAUUCUGAACUUUAAAACAGGAAAAAGUGAGAGAGCGAAUGUAGAAAGUGCAGCUUCCAAGAACGAAAACAGCUGUUCGCUUCUGUAUUCUGUAAUGUAUUCUCUAUCUCUCUCUUUCUCUUACAUUUUUUCUAUUUGGACAUAUUAUGUAUAAUAUUCCACACCGCUACUAUAUCGAGAAAAAUUUUACUAAAAUUCUAGUAAAGUUAUAGUUUACGUUAUUGAAACUAUAACAUUUUUAGUAAAGUUUUUUUUUGUAAGCAAUGUUUAGAAUGUAACUUUGAUGUUUUAUGUUAUAUAAUAAGUCAUUCUCAACUACGUUAUACUCUUUUUGCACUUAAAAUGAAACAGGUAUAGAUUCGAGAUGUUGGAAAGAAAAAGGAGGGAAAAUGAACGGUACAGAAAACAGUUCAAUCUCAAUUAAAAGAUAUAUGAACUGGAGAUUCAUUUUGCGAAAAAAAGAAGGACGAACAAUAGAAGUUUCGAACGAAUGCGUUGGUGCGAAAGCAAAACGGAUGAUCUGAAAUUGGUAAUCGAACGAAUCAUAGAGGAAAUCGCCAUGCAUAGCAGCUGCAUAGUUUUCAUUACCGAUCCCGCUUAUCGUGGACUGAUUGAUAUGCGUGCCAUUAAAAUGUCUUCUUUUCUAUUGAGAUACGACAUUGGCGUACGUGAUAACGAUAAUUUUUCACGGCCGAGGAAAAAAAUUGUAAGAGCGCUUCAACACGUUAAAGCAACUGGCUGCUACGCGUAUAUUAUAUUAAUUAGCAAUGGAUUGCUAGCAUCACGAUUUCUACAAUAUGCUGAAGGAGAACGUCUAAUCAACACGCGCGGUUACUUUUUACUUCUGCACGAUAAUCGGCUGUUCAGGCCCGAAUUGCAUUACAUCUGGAAUCGAAUUAUCAACGUGGUGUUCAUACGGCGAUACAAUACAUACAAGUACCGUUCAGGUGAGCGUGUUACCGAGGAACGAAUUGAUCUCAAUACUGUCUAUUAUCCAUCAUAUACAAGAGACUUCACGACAAUCAAGUACAUCGAUACGUGGCAAGAUGGUAAAUUGCGUUACGGUAACAAUCACUAUAUACCGAAAACUACGAAUCUUCAUGGCAACGGUUUACGAAUUGCAGUUUUUGAGCACAUACCGGCUGUAACAGAAGCAUCACGAGAUUUCUACGAUGAGAGCACAACAACUGCAAGUCCUAAGGCUCUGGGUAUUGAAUUCGAAUUAAUCCGAAUCAUAGCAAAGGCGAUGAAUUUCAAAACAAACUACUAUAUGCCUUCUAACAUUGCAAAUGAGAGAUGGGGUAAAGAGGGAGAUAACGAUAGCUAUACGGGUCUCCUUGGCGAAGCAAUUACCGAAAAUGCUGAUUUCUUUCUCGGGGAUCUACAUUACACGCUUGAUCAUUUGAAUUAUUUUGAUUUAUCCACGCCUUACAUCUCGGAAUGCCUGACUUUCUUAACACCAGAAGCAUUAACCGAUAAUUCAUGGAAAUUAUUGAUACUACCUUUUCGGCUUAAUACGUGGAUAGCGCUCCUUUGCACCCUAUUGUUGGCCGGCGGAGCUUUUCACGUGUUUGCAUUGCUCUACCAGAAGUACAUAGACCCAUGUGUGUCUGUGAAAUAUAACGAAGUAACCGAUUAUGAUAGCAUGAAGGGUUUGUAUUUGUUUACCCAGUUCCAGAACAGUAUGUUAUACACAUACAGUAUGUUGCUCCAAGUCUCCCUACCGCGUUUGCCGAACGCCUUAACCGUGCAGAUCUUCAUCGGCUGGUGGUGGAUCUACAGCAUCCUGGCGUCCGUCACUUAUCGUGCCAGUAUGACCGCGACCCUAUCACAUCCCAUCGCUAAAGUAACUAUCGACACUUUGGCGCAGCUGACAAGAUCUUCGCUGGCGGUAGGAGGAUGGAACGAGAAGAGCAAAGACUUCUUCCUCGCCUCUUCCGAUCCACACAGUCAGGAGAUUGGCAACAAGUUCGAGUUGAUCGAAAACGAGAAGAACGCGAUCGAUCGGGUGGCUAACGGGAAGUUCUGUUAUUACGAGAAUUCGUAUUUAUUACAGCACGCUCGCGGAAAAUAUAUAUUCGAGAAGCAAAACGAUCGGCAGAAUAUGACCGAGAAGAGCACUGAUUCAUCAGUCAAGUACAAUCUACAUAUUAUGGAGGAAUGCGUCGUCCAUAUGCCGAUCGCGUUAGGGCUGGAAAAGAACUCUCCGCUUAAACCCCACGUGGAUUUAUGGGUGAGACGGAUGACGGAAAUCGGUUUGGUGCGCAAGUGGCUGAGCGACGUUAUGGAAUGGUCGAAGAUUAAUGAAUCACGGCAAAAAUCCGAAUCCGAGACGUUAGUAAAUUUACGCAAGUUACGCGGCGCUUUUAUUGCUCUCGGGAUCGGUCAUUUUCUCGGUUUCAUAGUUUUAAUCGGUGAAAUUCUACACUGGAGAUACGUUGUCUUAAGAGACCCAAAAUAUGAUAAGUAUCAUCUCGAUGCAUUUUAUAGAAACAAUAAUAAAUUUAAAACUUAAAGCAACAUUCUUGUGUUUAUUUUGCAGUGCAGUAAAUCAAUAAAAUAAGAAUAUAAAUCAC
Wasmannia auropunctata (little fire ant) is the source of this 2795-nucleotide messenger RNA. It is a transcript of the gene Ir68a, whose product is annotated as probable glutamate receptor. The transcript is spliced from 9 exons. Lineage: Eukaryota; Metazoa; Arthropoda; Insecta; Hymenoptera; Formicidae. Bases 710 to 2734 code for a protein of 674 amino acids. The record is from RefSeq and is a predicted model, not a curated record. Gene Ontology annotation, cellular component: membrane. Gene Ontology annotation, molecular function: glutamate-gated receptor activity.